Messenger RNA from Antechinus flavipes (yellow-footed antechinus), 5936 nucleotides. It is a transcript of the gene METTL2A, whose product is annotated as methyltransferase 2A, methylcytidine. The record is from RefSeq and is a predicted model, not a curated record. Gene Ontology annotation, molecular function: tRNA (cytidine-N3)-methyltransferase activity. NCBI's taxonomy places the organism in Eukaryota, Metazoa, Chordata, Mammalia, Dasyuromorphia, Dasyuridae. The transcript has 9 exons. Bases 42 to 1187 code for a protein of 381 amino acids.
CUUUACGCCACGAAGGAAAAAGUAUUUCCGCUUCCUGCAUCAUGGCCGGUUGUUGUCCCGGAGAUGUUUUCACUGCUACCGGUGAGAAACGAGUACAAUUUGGCAAUCGGUUCUUGAACGAUCCGGCCCGUGUUUUCCACCAUAAUGCCUGGGACAAUGUGGAGUGGUCGAAAGAACAGGAGGCGGCGGCAGCGAAGAGAGUACGGGAGAACAGCGCCCAGCGCGUGCCGCCCGAAAAGCAAGUUGAGUUUGAGGUCAAUGCACAUGAAUACUGGAAUAACUUCUACAAAAUCCAUGAAAAUGGAUUUUUCAAAGAUAGACACUGGCUUUUUACUGAAUUUCCUGAAUUGACUCCUCACCAGAACCAAAAUGACCUGAAGACCUUGCUGUUAAAAGACAAUGACCAUGAAAUCAUUGAAAAUAAAGGCUGUGGAGAUAGGCCUGGAUUAAUAGUUUCUAAUACUCAAAAGCAGCACAGGGCUUCUUCACACAGCCUUGAUCAUGAAAAACAGAAGCAUCUCAUAGAUGAAGCGACUCAGAAACUCUGUCAUCUGGAUAUAAAUACUGAUGACUUUCCUGGUUCCUCAGCUACCUACCGCAUACUAGAGGUUGGCUGUGGUGUGGGAAAUACAGUCUUUCCCAUUUUGCAUACUAACAAUGACCCAGGACUCUUUGUAUAUUGCUGUGACUUUUCUUCCAUAGCUAUAGAGCUUGUCCAAACAAAUUCAGAGUAUGAUCCUUCUCGAUGUUUUGCCUUCGUUCACGAUCUGUGUGAUGAGGAUAAGGAUUACCCACUACCCAGGGAGAGUCUUGAUAUCAUUAUUCUCAUCUUUGUCCUUUCAUCUAUUGUCCCAGACAAGAUGCAGAAUGCCAUCAACCGACUAAGCUAUCUCCUGAAACCUGGAGGGAUGAUUCUCUUGCGAGAUUAUGGCCGUUAUGACAUGGCUCAACUUCGAUUUAAAACAGGUCGCUGUUUGUCUGAAAAUUUUUAUGUGAGAGGUGAUGGUACCAGAGUUUACUUCUUCACACAAGAUGAACUAGAUACACUGUUCACUACUGCUGGAUUGGAAAAAGUUCAGAACAUGGUGGAUCACCGGCUUCAAGUAAACCGGGGAAAACAGCUGACAAUGUAUCGAGUUUGGAUCCAGUGCAAAUACCGCAAACCCUUUUCCCCAAACACAAGCUAAAAGGACAACAACUUUUCUUGUUAGACAUUGGAAUGAGUUCUGCACUACUAACAAGUCUUAUGUUUUUGUGCCUUUUUUAUAAGAAUAGAGGAUUUAUAUGAUCACAGGAUUUGGAGUCACCUUGUGGAAUAUUUUGAGCAUCUUAUAGAUCAGAAAGCUUUCAAUUUGAUAUUUUUAGUUGCAAUCCUUAUUUGAGUACUUCUUUUGACUUUGUAUGUUUGUAAAGUGUUUUAGGACUGGUUUUAUUCUUUUUUUGCUUUCUUGGCCUGAUGUCUUAAUGGAAGUCUUACUGUCUCAUAAAAACUGAAAAACAAAAAAAUCUUAAAAUAUGUAAACUCCAAAGAGUUAAUUUACAACAAAUCUUCAACUUAGCCUUAGGUACCAUAUUUAUUGUACUGUGUCCUAAAAUUAAAUAAGAUCAAGAUACUGGGCCUUUUGUCUGCCCAUCAGAUUUUUUUUUUUUUAAAUGAAUGAAUUGUUCAUCCGUACCAAUAUGAAUCAUCUUUGAAGUACCUUCUUGGUCUAAUAGUUCGUUUUGUUAAUAAUUUAGUUUGGGAAGUAAGAAAAAUCAUUCUUAUCUUGAGAUUAGUUGACUUGCAGUUUUUCUUCUUUUAUCACUUUAAAUUUAUUCUACAUUUGUGAAGAUUGGAGCUUGAUGCAAUGGAAGACCUUUAUAGUUUUAGCUAGUGUAAACCUGAUUUUGAAUCCUUACUUAGAUGGACAGUGUGUACAUAAGUGAGUUAUUUAACUCUUCUGAGCUCAUUAUAUUUAUCACCUGUUAAAUGAGACAGUGCUACUUGAGAUCCAGGCAUACAUUUCUUUUGAGAAAAUUUGUAGAUAUAUUGUAGAGCAUGAAUCUAUGUUGGGGAUGAUUUUGAGGUACCUUACAUUUGUAAGACCCUCUGAAGAGAUUCUCCAUCUAAUAUUCUUAUUCUUGAAUAUUCUAGUUUGGACCUUCAGGGUUCCCUGUAUAGAGAUAAAGCCUGCAUUUUAAAAAAAUAUAUAUUUUGAGUACUAUUUUAAUAUCAUUAGCUUCCUUCAUUAUCCUAUUACUUUUUAUGCACUUUAAAAUGUUAUUCUAAGAAGAGAUUUCAUGACUGCCACAAGAGUCCAUCACACAAAAAAAGGUUAGGAACCCCAGCACUACUAAAGAAAAAAUUUUCUCUCUUAUUUGAUAACUAAGUAGUCUUUUUCUGAUAUACCCUUUGCAAGUCAGAUCAGUUCCUUGAGAGCUAACAUUUGUUUGAAUACAUAAGAACUAAUCUCUGUUGUUAGUACCGUAUUCAUUUGUUGAGGAUCAUUCAACUAGUUUGCUUUAUAUUGCAGCUAUUCUGAGCAGUGUGAAUUUUGUAUUCUUGAUUUUUUUACAUUUCUAAAAUGCUGGUGCUUAGCAUCUCGAUGAGAUCAUACUUAUGGUACUUUAUAAGUUGUGGGGUUUUUUGGGGGGGGGGGGAGGGGGAGGUUGGACAAGGCAAUUGAGGUUAAGUGAUUUGCCCAGGAUCACACAGCUAGGAAGUAUCAUGAGUCUCUGACCAGAUUUGAACUCAGAUCCUCCUACCUCCAGGAUUGGUUCUCUAUCCUCUACACCACCUAGCUGCCCCCUUUUUUUCAUUUAAAGCAAACCUGGCUUUUUUUCUUUUUCUUACUUUGGUGAUAGGAGUACAAGUAAUUUGUCUAAGGUUUUUGUGGACUGCUAGUCUAUAGAAGAAGGUUUUCCUGCUUCCUAGCUAUCCCAAGUAAUCAAUCUUCUUACUCCCAGUUUGGAAAACCUACAGGCUGUUUUGAGUUUGUUUUCCUUUUAAGCUAAUUUGUCUUAGAGAGGAUUGAGUUAGGAAUUUGAUUUGGAUUUCCUAAUGCAUUGUCAAAAAUCUUUUGGUGAAAUUUCAAGUACUCUGUGAAAUAGGGACCUAGAAGAAAUUUUUGCUUGUUACCUCCAAUGGGUUAUACCUAACUUACAAGGCGAAAAACAUGAUAUACAUCUAUAUAUGUAUACAUACAUAGAUACAUAAUGAAUCCUAUAAACCUCACUGUCAGUUAUCAAUCAACAAGCAUUUACUAGUGCAUUACUGUUUGGCAUUUGGCAGGCUGCUAAGCUCUGAGAACACAAGGAAAAGCAAAGAACAGUUUGGUGAUCAAGGACCUCGCCUUCUAAUUCUAAUAGGGUGAGGGGAUGGGGGUAACACAACAUAUAUGUGUGUGUGUGUGUACACACCCCAUCAGAGUACAUAAAAGAUAACUUUAAAUUUAGUAGGUCAGGGAUGUAGAAGAUCAGGGAAAAGUCUCCUACAUAAGGUGACAUUGGUCACCUUGAAGAGGCAAAGAUGAGAAUAUUGAAAAGAAGACUAUUCAGGACAUGGAGAACAACCAGUACAAGGAACACAAGAGAUGGACUGUCACAAAAACAGAACAAGUGGGUCAUUGUAUAGGGGAGCAAAAUAAGACUAGAGCUGGGAAAGGGUCAGUCUGGGAAGAGCUUUAAAUAACUAAAGAAUUUAAGGAUGGGGAGACAAGGUGUAUUUGGAAGGAGCAGGCAAGAAUUUAAAGGUUAGAUUUAAGGAUGGGAAUGAUGAUGGUACAGUCUGGAGAAGAUGAUAUCAAAGAGACUAUCCUAUCAAAGAUGAGUAAAAGACAGUGUAAUAAACCCAAUCGUGGAUUUGAGACUUCUUAUAGCUCCCACUUUUCCCCAUGUGAAAAGCAGUAAAUUAGGCAAAAAGUGGGACCCAAGGGUGGGGUUUGGCAAGUCAAGAUGGAUCAUGAGACAUCAAGAAAGAUUCAAGAUUAAAAUAUAGAGUAGAGUUAAAUUGAUUCACCAAGGGGUCAAAAAUAAGGAUUGGAGAAGAGUAUACCAAGUGUGAUGAUCUGGGGAACAACUAAAGGGCUGAAAGAACAAGAAUUGGACAAGAGUGUACCAGGUGUGAUGAACUGGGGAAUAAUUAAAGGGCUGGAAGAAGUGGAUGUCAUAAACUAGGACCAAGCACAGAGGAGUGUAAAAUAAAAAGAUGCAAUGGUAAAAAUAUUUUUGUCAGAUUAAAGAGUGAACAUGAAAGUGGAAAUUUGUGUUCACACUCACAAAUCACCAGACUCUCUGCAAAUAGCAGAAAUGGAAGAAGUAGAUCCUGGGAAUCAAAUAGAUUGAAGAACUGUGAAAUUGGGAUAUUUGAGGAAACAUUAAUAUGUGUGUGCAUAUCUAUUCUAGAUUCGUCAGGAGCUGAAUUUUGCACUCAUACUAUUUUGUACCAGUACAUAUUUUGGCGGGGAGGUUAAAAUAAGAAACCAUUUUUUAAAGAUUUAUAUUAUUUGCUGCUAGACCUGCAAGAAUGUUACUGUGAAAUCUCAGUAAAGUAGAUGCAUCCCCAUCAAAAACUUUCUUACCGGAGGCAGAAUUUGUAUGAGAAGUAAGGGUAUAUUGUAGGACUUGAGAAUGAAUCUUUUAAUGUCUGUAUGCUUAUGAAAAUUCAGCAUGAAUGGAAAAUUGGAUCACAUUAAAACUGGAUCAUCUAUUCCAAUUUCCUUGUUUUGAAAGUGAGUAAACAGGCCAGAGAGUGAAAGUAUCUGACUGAAACCUACACAGAUAGUAUUUUGUAUUCAAAAUCAACUCUUCUGACUCCAAAUCCAUUGCUUCACCAUUUUUAAAAAAGAUCAAAAGAUGGAAAUUUUUUCUGUAACAAAAACUUGGACUGCAUAAGAAAAUACAUAUUCAUUCUCCAGAGGAGGAAAUUGUCAUUCUCGAUUGAAAAUGAGAAAAAUCUAUGAUCACUAUAGACAUCUUUUUUUUUUCUAUUAGAAUGGAUACAGGGAUACCUUGCUUCAUCUCUUAAUGGUAUAAUGAAAUAAAUAACACAUCUAGACUAAUUUAAAAUAAUUUGGCCUGUUUUGUUAGAUUUGAUUGUCACUGCUAAGAUUGAAAGACUAGUCUUUCCCUGCUUUCUCAUCUUUAGAAUCAGAUUAGCCAAUGAACUCUUUAUAGACAAUUUACUGAAGUUCAAAGAAACAGAAUGGGCAGUUAGAUAGCAUAGUGGAUAGAGUAUUGUACUUGGAAUGAAGAUUCACUUUCCUGAGUUUAAAUCCAGCCUCAGAUAUUUACUAGCUUUUGUGUCCUCAACUCUGUUUGCCUCAGUUCCUCCUUUGUGAAAUGAGCUAGAAAAAAGACAUGAUGAACUAUUCCAGUAUCUUUGCCAAGAAAAUCCUAAGUAGUGUCUCCAGAUUUGGACGUGACUGAAAAAAUGAUUAAUGAAAUGGGAAUAACAUGCCCAUACAAAGAUGAUCCAUCUUGGAUUUGAAUUCAGGUGUUCUGAAUCCAACACAUUUCCUUUUGUUCUCUACAAUCAGGUUUUUUCUUUUUUAACUUUUAUUAGGUAUUUGUAUAUAUUUCCCAUAUAUUCUUUCCCCCUCCUGUGUCAACUUCUCUAAUGAAGAACCAGCUCAGCAAAAUUAAAAACAUCAACUAAGUUCAAUUUUAAGUACAAUUUUCUGUACCCAUAGUCUCCUAUCUAUACAAAUCUUUUUGAUCAUAUUAAUUUGACAUUGUUUCGGAUAUGUUCUUCCAAACCAGACUGUUCCAUAUGUGGUUAGACAUUUGGUCUUUUUGUUUUAAUGACCUUUGACUGGAUGCAGUGGACUCAUAAGGCAUCAACCUAAAUAUCCUAGGCUUUGCCAUGAUAACUUAGAAGCUGACAUCUUUGUAUAGGAGUUUGAGUUCCAACAAAUUUAAUGUCUUUAAUCUUCAUAAUAAACUGAAAACAGAUUCAA